Molecule: messenger RNA, 348 nt
Organism: Rhizopus microsporus ATCC 52813
Lineage: Eukaryota; Fungi; Mucoromycota; Mucoromycetes; Mucorales; Rhizopodaceae
Exons: 1
Coding region: 1-348 (115 amino acids)
Source: RefSeq, a predicted model, not a curated record
AUGACUGAUUGCCACAUCCCAUACUUGAGCGACGACGAAAAAGUAUUCUUGAAUACAACUGCAACUUAUAGUCAGGCACGUAGAAUGUCCAGCCAAGAGCAAAAUAGACCGAGUAUUGAAGAUAACCAUCAUCAUCGACGCCAUCAGGUCGUCUCUGCUCACUCUUUAUCGUUCCUAUGGAAACGUCGAGGCUCCUCUGCUUCCUCUUCAACUCAUUCAUCGUCUGGAUCGAUAGAUUACUCUCUAGAACCCGAGCAUUCACCCAAAGCUAAAGAAUUGGAAAUAUUAAUAUUUGACCAGCCUCAACGCACUGUUCGAUUAAGCCUGACACCACGUUGUGCCGUUUAA